UUCUUCAACAGGAACACAGAGGAAGAACCGUUGAGUGACCCGCAGACCUCCACGGUUCUGCUGCUGUGGGAACCGGAGCGUUUACCUCUGAGCAGCGCGUCCUUCAGCGCGUUCAGCACAUCGGCGGAACUGCAUCUCAGGUCUCCAAAGGCAGAGGGAGGAACGCCCAGCAUGGAGGCCUUCAGGUGGACGUACCUCCAGCUGUGUAAGGAGGCUGGCGUGGAGCCCCAGGAGAGCGUGGUGGCUCAGCUCCAGCAGAGCGGCGGCGCUCACAUCUCCAGGCUGGACCUGAGCGGACAGAGCCUGACCACAGGAACCUGCACGGUUCUGUCCAGGGCUCUGCAGAGGGAGAACGUCUUCACGGAGGUCUCACUGAGUGACUGCAUGCUCACUGAGGAAGGCUCCAACGCGCUGCUGACUGGACUGUUUCACAACACGUCAGUAGAAAGUCUGGAUCUGAAGGGGAACAACCUCCGAUCCACAGGAGCUGAACUGCUUGGGAAGCUGCUGGGAUCCAACAAGACACUGCGCAGGCUGGUUCUGGAUUGGAACGCUCUGGGUCUGUGGGAGGAAGCCUUCGCCGUGUUCUGUGAAGGGUUGGCGUCCAACGCCACACUGACCCACCUGGACCUGCGGAACAACCAAAUCAACCACGGCGGCGCGGCAGAGCUGGCUCUGGCCCUGAGACACAACAGCACCCUGGAGGCGCUGGACCUGAGGUGGAACAACGUGGGCCUGCUGGGGGGGAGGUCCCUGCUGGAGGCCCUGCAGAAGAACAAGAGCUUAGUCCAGCUGGAGAUGGCAGGAAACAACGUACCCAGUGAUGUCCUCAAAGCUCUGGAGAGUACCACGGGACGCAACACAGAACGAGAGUCCACCUUAAGAGAAGGACGCGGCCGGACCCAGGUCCUUAGCAGAGAGAUUCAAACGCUGAAGGAGGAGAAGAGCCGGCAGCUCCUCAGCCUGAUGGAGACCAUAGACCGGCAGAGGGAGGAGCUGGGACGCUCCAACAGGUCCACCUCAGCUCAGAUCGGACAACUCCAAGAAGCUCUAAAUGAGAGGAAGUCAGCCUUCAACUCUCUGACUGCCAAGUUGCAGAUGACAGAAGCAGCCUUGGUCCUGUCCGAGCAGAGAAGCCAGAGUUUAGGAGAACUUGUGUCCAGAAUGAAGGCGGAGAGAGAAGAAGAGAAGCAGCAGCAGAUCAGACUGAGGAAGAAGCAGGAGGAGGAAAGUUCUGCCAGAGAGGGGAAGCUCCACAGAGAGAUCCAGAACCUGGUGGAGACCAACGUCCAGCUGCGCAGUAAAGUGGAGGAGCUGGAGUGCAGGUGUUCAGCUCAGCAGCAGCAGGUCUUUGAGCUGAAGACGGAGCUGACCAACAGCACCACGGAGCUCCGGAUGAGACUGACCAAAGCAGAAGACCGUGUGGAAUCAGAGAAACGAAGGUCCAAGCAGACCCUGGAGGACAUGGAGACUCUUCAUCACAAAGAGGUGGAGCAAAUCAGUCGGCAUCUAGAGGAGAGUGAGAAGGCUCUGCAGGAACGUAUCUUCAAGCUGGAGGCCCAGAGGAUCCGGCUGGAGGAGGAGCUGAGCAGGUCUAAAGCAGCGUUGGUGACGGAGAGAGCCCAGGCAGAGGAGGAGCUGGGGAAGGUCCGAGCCCAGAUGCGCCUGGAGGAGCAGGAGCAGAUGUCGUCCCUGGAGGAGAAGCUGGGCUCCCUGCGUUCCUCCAUGCAGGAGAUGCAGCUGCUCUGCUCCCAGAAGAACCAGACCAUCUCAGAGCUGCAGGCCAAGAACGGCCAUCAGAGCGUCCAACUGGACGGCCUGCGGCGCCGGAUCGAGGAGCUUCAGCAGGACCUGGCGGGCAAAGACCAGGAGAAGGUGGCUGAGGUGGGCCGGGUCAGAGUGGAGCUGCAGGAACAGAUUGGACAUCUGGAAGCAGAGAGGACGGCCCAGGAGGGAAUGAAAGCAAAGAUCUUUGCCCUGGAGAGAGAGAUGAAAGCUCUCACAAAUGAUCACAAAGAAGUUCUCCUCGAUAAGGAGAGGGAGAAGUCUUCAUUACUGGAGAAGCUGCGCCUGAAAGAGGCGGAGAUCCAGAGGAUGAAGGAGGACGAGGCCCAGAGAACCAGCUAUCUGCAGAGCGCCAUCCUCACCUAUGUUCAGGGCUCCCCUCUGGGACGCUACAGCAGUCCCAACAACUAACUGGGAGGCGGACUGGGAAAACCACGCUGACGACGCAGCGACUACCGACCCACCAGGAAGCAGAAACGCUCCUCCUCACCUUCCCCUCAUCAGGAGCUGCUGACAGAUCCGACGUCAGGAAGAGAUCUGAAGGCGAACAUGCUGACUUCCUGACAACGUUUCCACGGUAACCUGAGCAGAAGUUACAACCACAAACAGCAGAGAUGGUCAUGGUCACCCUAAACAAUGUUUGGAUGCCUGAACCAGCUUCACUGCCUGUUUUUAUCGGAUCAUUUGGUUUCCGAGGAGACGGAAACGCCUCCUGUGGAUGAAAGGAGCUCAGUUUGCUGCAGACGGAGGUUUAUACGGCGACAUUAGCUGCUCUUCUGCUCUGACUGCAAACCUGGGAGACAAUUUCAAAGUGACAUCAGCGUCUGUGGAGGGAAAUUUGUUCCAUUAUUGGUUAAUGCAAAGAAUAGGUUUGGUAAAUAAAAAAAUAGAGAAGAAAAUGCAGUCCAGAAAUCAAACUUUAAGAAAUAAUUUCAUCAAACAAACAAAAACGGUUU
Cyprinodon variegatus (sheepshead minnow) is the source of this 2741-nucleotide messenger RNA. It is a transcript of the gene lrrc45, whose product is annotated as leucine rich repeat containing 45. Gene Ontology annotation, cellular component: centrosome. Lineage: Eukaryota; Metazoa; Chordata; Actinopteri; Cyprinodontiformes; Cyprinodontidae. The transcript is spliced from 18 exons. The record is from RefSeq and is a predicted model, not a curated record. Bases 172 to 2196 code for a protein of 674 amino acids. Gene Ontology annotation, molecular function: protein binding.